Molecule: messenger RNA, 396 nt
Organism: Didymodactylos carnosus
Lineage: Eukaryota; Metazoa; Rotifera; Eurotatoria; Philodinida; Philodinidae
Source: the annotation of a GenBank genome assembly
AUGAUUCGACCAUCUUGGUGUACGCAAUCUUUAUUGAAUAACUGUUAUUGUUUGGUUUUUCUACUCCUAGCAAUCAAAGCAAAAGGAUGGAUGGUACCGAUUGGAGAGAGAAUUCAUAAUUUUGCACAUGGUUUAGCUCUCGGCGUAACAUUUUCUCAAGAUGUGAUUCUUGGUGUAACAGCCACAAUUGCUGUUGGCCUCCACGAACUUCACCAUGAACUUGGUGAUCAUGCUAUUCUUAUUCAAUCUGGUUUCACUCAUUAUAAAGCUCUCACAUUCAAUUUCAUUACAUCACUAACUGCAUUUAUUGGAAUUUCAUUAUCAGCCAGUGAAGUCUGUCAACAACGGAUAUUUGCGUUGACAAUUGGAAUUGUUUCUUUAUAUUUUACUUGUUGA